Messenger RNA from Pogona vitticeps (central bearded dragon), 3330 nucleotides. NCBI's taxonomy places the organism in Eukaryota, Metazoa, Chordata, Lepidosauria, Squamata, Agamidae. The record is from RefSeq and is a predicted model, not a curated record.
UGGCAUAAAUAAAACACCUCCUUGGCUAAGCUUCCUCUAUAUUUUCAGGUUUCACUGGAGGGCUGCCUAGAACUAUGGAUCAUGCCAGGAAAGCAAUAUAUAACAUGUUUGGCGGGGAACCCCUCUCGUAUACUCGCUUCAGUCUUGCUCGCCAGCCAGACGGUGACAGCAGUCAGGUGGAGAUGAAGCUCUCCGCGGAAGAAGAGGAAGGAGGUGAAAAUGGCACGCUCGACCAUCUCCACACCCAGACCGUGGCGCCGAGGAAGAACAACCGACAGCUCUACUACAAAAUCAUCGGCAUAGCCCUCAUUUUUCUUAUAGCAGGUUUCCUCAUGGGCUACCUGAGUUACCACGGACGUACGCAGGCGGCUGGAAAAUGUGUAGGUGACUCAGUCUCACCUGAUGCAUCAUCAUCUGUUGCUGAGCAGAAGGAUGAUAACACCGAAGAGGAGGCACCCACACGAGAGCCUGUGCUAUACUGGGGUGACCUGAGAGCGAAACUGUCCCAGAAGCUGAGCGCUGUGACCUUCGAAGAUGAGAUCAGGACAAUCUCUCGCACUUCCCGCGAGGCUGGCAGUCCAGAAGAUGAGAGUUUGGCCAGUGACAUUCAUGAUCGGCUGCAGAAAUACAAGCUGGACAAAGUGUGGAAUGACGAGCAUUAUGUUAGGGUGCAGGUCCCGGGAAGCGCUCCGAAUGAAGUUUUCAUAGACGGGCCAAGGGAGAUUUUGGAAGCGCCCAAGGGUUACGUCGCAUAUAGUGAAAAGGCUGAAGUGUCUGGAAAACCCAUUUAUGGCAAUUACGGUCGCGACGAAGACUUCCAGGAACUGCUCAAAAAUGGUGGCAGUCUCACGGGAACCGUGCUCCUCUUCAGAGCGGGAGAAAUUACGUUUGCUGACAAGGUGGCCAAUGCCCAGAAAUGGGGUGCAGUAGGAGUCCUGAUUUAUCCCGACCCUGCAGACUACGGUAGCCUUAAACCAGAGGAUGGCUUGUUUGGGCACGCUCAUCUGGGAACUGGGGACCCUUUUACGCCAGGAUUUCCUUCUUUCAACCAUACUCAGUUCCCUCCCGUGACAUCUUCCGGACUUCCCCGCAUUCCUGUCCAGACAAUUUCUAGCACCGCUGCAAGCAAACUGUUCAGCCUGAUGAACGGCCAAGACUGUCCAACUUCUUGGAAAGGGAAGCUCAGUUACAAGUGUGGUUUGGAGCCUGGCAGAAAUGUGACCCUCCGCGUCAACAACGAGGUAGUGGAGAAGAAGAUCCUGAAUAUCUUUGGCGUCAUCAAAGGUUUCGAGGAACAAGAUCGUUACGUCGUGAUCGGAGCCCAGCGUGAUUCCUGGGGGCCUGGAGCGGUGAAGGCCGGAGUCGGAACAGCCCUCUUGCUGAAGCUGGCCAGCGUCUUCUCCGACAUGGUGCAAACAGAAGGCUACCAACCCCGCCGGAGCAUCGUCUUCGCCAGCUGGAGCGCUGGAGAAUUUGGGGCCGUUGGGGCCACCGAGUGGCUGGAGGGCUACGCAGCCACCCUCCACCUGAAGGCAUUCACUUACAUCAACCUGGAUUCAGCUGUUGCAGGAUCACGAGAUUUCAGGUUCUCGGCCAGCCCCAUGUUGAAAAAGCUACUGAAAGAAGCCACCUCAGGGGUCAAGUUCACAACGAAUGAUCUUGCUAACACCUUGCCCCAAAAAGAGGUCCCGUUCCGUAUGGAUGAUGCGAGCUUUCCCUUCCUGUCGUAUUCAGGAAUUCCAGCCAUUUCGUUCAGCUUCCGCGACAAUGGGAAAGGGUACCCGUAUCUCGGCACAAAAGCAGAUAAUAUGGACAACCUGCUGCGCACCCUUGGCAACUCCGUGGUGCUGGAAAAAAUGAUGCGCUCGGCCGCCGAAAUAGCUGGUCGGAUGGCCCUCCGGAUGACGCAUGACCAUGAAUUGUACCUGGACUACAAGAGCUACGAUGAUAAAAUGCGUGGCUUUGUAUCUGAAAUAAUUCCGUACCGCCGAGAGCUGCAGAGCAUGGGUUUGGGAUUGACGUGGCUUCUGGUGGCCCGUGGAGAUUUUACCCGAGCUACCUCUGCUCUGGAUCAAGACGUCAUGAACACGGACAUGGAGAAUAAAGUGGCUUGCCGGGCGUUGAAUGACCGGAUCAUGAAAGUGGAGUACCACUUCCUCUCUCCGUACAUCUCUCCAAGGGACAGCCCUCUUCGGCACGUCUUCUUCGGCUCGGGCUCCCACACCCUCCAGGCCUUGCUGGACCACCUUGGUCUCCGGAAGACCAACCCAAGCGCUUUCAACGAAACUCUCUUCAGGAACCAGUUAGCUUUGGCCACCUGGACGAUCCAGGGAGCGGCAAACGCCAUCGCUGGUGACAUCUGGAACAUUGACAAUGAAUUCUAACCAUGUUAAAAGCACUGAAUGUUGAGAUGCAGAUCAAAAAAACCCCUCUCUCCCCUCAGCCAGUCAGUCGCUGAGGACAAACUCCUCCAGAUAAAAUCCAGAGCCCCUUGACUGCAAUGUAGAGCAACUCAAAAACAAGUCGUAAUGUCCUGAUGUGUGUAGAUGCCCUUUUAAAUGUGCCCUCCAAACCUGGAAGUCAAGAAGAGGGGCGGGUUGUUGUUUUUUGUUUAGACUUAGUAAAUCUCAGCCUCAAACUAGGAUGGAGAGUUAGAACUCAAAGAGGCCUCAGGUGCUUCCGGAGCGGAGCCAGAAAAACCUACUGGAUUUGCGUUGUUACUUGGGAAGGCAGAAGGCGGCCCUGGAUCUCCCAGUAUUGGCUAGAAAAAAAACUCUUUUGGGUGCGUAGAAGCUGCAGUGCUCCCCUUCCUGCCAACUCCCUUCCCACCCACCACCCACCCCAGAUAGAUGCAGUCCUGCCCAUACCAAAAAUUUGAGCCUUCUGCCUUCCCAGGGGAAACGGAGGGGGAAUCCCUGGGUGCGCCCCUCUUCUCUGACUGCUUCUUUCCUUACUCAGGACGGACAAGCCAAAGACAACAAGGCCCAUCACGCCUUGAGUAGUUCCAUGGUACAACUGAAAAAUUGCAGGGGUAGCCAUACCUGCGUUUGGGGGAGAGGCGAAUCGCACUCAGCCCCUCAUCCUGAGGCCUUUCAGGAAACAACACCCCGCCUCUUGUCGUUUAACUUGGGAUAUCUGCCUCAGCGGCUGACUCGGCCUGAAGUCGAUAUUGAGAUAUUUAUUUGUUAUUUAUUUAUCAGUGGCAGUGUUCACUAUAAAUGGUAUUUGUUUUCUACAGAUUAUAAUUAUCGGAAGCAGUGACUUCCAUAAUUAUGACAGUUAUACUGUCGUUUUUGAUAAAUAUUUAAAAAAAAGCAGCAUCUGCUAGUA